Strigops habroptila (Kakapo) is the source of this 1664-nucleotide messenger RNA. It is a transcript of the gene IL13RA2, whose product is annotated as interleukin 13 receptor subunit alpha 2. Gene Ontology annotation, molecular function: protein binding; cytokine receptor activity. NCBI's taxonomy places the organism in Eukaryota, Metazoa, Chordata, Aves, Psittaciformes, Psittacidae. The transcript has 10 exons. Gene Ontology annotation, biological process: cytokine-mediated signaling pathway. Gene Ontology annotation, cellular component: external side of plasma membrane. The record is from RefSeq and is a predicted model, not a curated record. The coding region runs from base 93 to 1388 and encodes 431 amino acids.
GCCUCUGGUCAUGUGGCAAGUGCUUUAACCUCUUUGCAAUGUGGCAUCUGGCCCCUGCUGGGCCUCUUUAAAACCCUCCGCAUCUCUGUGAGAUGCAGAGUUUGGAGCAGAGCGGUCCCGGGGCUGUGGAGGAGCUCAGCACCCAGCGCAGAUGGAUCCCAUGUGCUGAGAGGGCCAGCCUCCGUGCCCCGCAGGACACCAGGCACCGGCCAGCACAGCCCCUAAUGUCCCACCUCUCAAUGGCUUUCCAGUGGCUCUGCGCUCUCUCUACGGCACUGGUGUGGGGCUGCGCAGCAUCAUCCUCCUCCUCCACAUCCCACACCGCAGUUGCUCCCCCACAAGACCUGCAGAUCACUGAUCCUGGCCUCCUGGGUUCUCUCGAUAUAGAGUGGAAACCUCCACCCAGUGGACAGACCUUCAACGAAUGCACAGUAAAAUACAGGUUUGAAUACCACAGCGCUGGGGACAGAGACUGGAAGGUUAUUUUUACUAAGAAGCUAAAAGUCAGAGUUGGCUUUGACCUCAGCAGGACUGCUGAAGUGAGGGUCCAGACACUGCUUGAAGGACGGUGUACUGAAGACGUGGAGGUGGAGAGUGACUGGAUUUAUGCUACCUUUCAGGUCCCAUUGCGAGGAAAACUGGAAUCAGAGGUUCAGAAUUUCCACUGCAUCUACCAUGACUGGGAAUACCUCAAGUGCACUUGGCAACCUGGUCUCCUCACUCCUCAUAGUGUACAUUAUGGACUAUAUUAUUGGUACGAGGGGCUGGACCACGCGGUGCAGUGUGACAACUAUGUUCAGGAGCAGGGUAUGAACAUUGGCUGCGUGUUGCAAAACCUGAGCCAGGCAGAAUAUAAGGAUCUGAGCAUUUGUGUCAACGGUUCGGCAGCCACUGCGCUGCUCCAGCCCUUGUACGUCACCCUUCGCAUUCACAACCUAGCGAAGCCCUCACCCCCGAAGCAGCUGGUGGUUUCCAUGCCUGCACCUGAGGAGCUCCACGUGGCGUGGACCCCCCCAAGCGGCAAAACGCCGCCCCAGUGCCUGGAGUACGAGGUUCAGCUGGCGGAAGAUCACGGGGAGGACAAGGCUUCCUGGGCGCCUGUGUCAACCCAAAUGGAGACCAUGUUAACGAUUUACAGAGCAAACCAAAGCCACACAUCAUGUGUUCGGGUCAGGGGGAGAACAAACAUGUUCUGUGCUGACCAGGGCUUUUGGAGCGAAUGGACGCAGGAAUGCUUCUCUGUGUCCAGAAAAGAGGACAAGCAACUAUUUAUCCUUGUUCCAGUCAUUCUGAGUUUGUCAAGUAGCCUCAUAAUGUUUAUGUUGAUUGGUCAGUGUAAGAAAAGAUCCCCAGCAGGAAAGCCAUUGCAUGCUUCUGCGGGAUGCUAAGUCCGUUUGCUACUGCUGUACCACUUGUGUUCGAUGGACUGCUCUUAGAACAUCAUCCCAAGAACAGCUGAGGAGGCCUGAACUUUAUAAAGCCCAUAUGGGUCUUCCCUAACUCCUGCCAUCUGUGAGGCUGGUUGUUGCAAUUCAAGUCCUCAACAGGCCCAGGAAAACAGCGGAGGCGUUUUAAACUGACUCUGGAGCAAGCUGUUAUUGAUGACAGAACAAGGGAAAAAAGGGAGGCAGUGGAACCUGCCAUGAAUAAAGGAAACAUGUUGU